Molecule: messenger RNA, 570 nt
Organism: Aspergillus fumigatus Af293
Lineage: Eukaryota; Fungi; Ascomycota; Eurotiomycetes; Eurotiales; Aspergillaceae
Exons: 2
Coding region: 1-570 (189 amino acids)
Source: RefSeq, a predicted model, not a curated record
AUGUCCUUCUCAAACAUAAUCCAAGACGCCCUCUCGGGCCACAGCCACAGCAACAACAACAGCAGACACGACAAUAACUACGACGAGUUCAACCCCGCCGUACGCUACGCCGAAUCCCACGCCAACACCUCCGACUCCUCCCUCUUCACCUCCGCCCUCUCUUUCCUAAACGAGAACAAGCACCGCCUCUCCAAUGACAACGACAUCAACGAGCAGGAAAUGAUCCACGCGCACCAGUCGCUCUACGACGGCCGCGAUAGCGAGCGGCGCCACGACUCGUCCUCCGUCGGCGCGGGGGCGGCGAUGCAAGCGCUCAAGAUGUUCACGAGUUCGUCUGAGGGGGAGAAGAGCGGGAUGGAUAAGAAUGCGUUCAUAGGGCUGGCGAUGGCGCAGGCGAAGAAGAUGUUUGAGGAGAAGGAGGCGAAGGGGGAGGUGAAUGGUGAUAAGCAGUCUGCUAUCAAUGCAGCGGCGGAAAUGGCGCUUAAGAUGUACUUGAAGAGCGGGGGUGGUGGUAUGACUGGCACUGGUGGCCCUGGUGGUCUGUUGCAGCUGGCUAGCAAGUUUUUGUAA